CAUUGAAGUCUGAAAUUAUGCGUGCAAUUGUUUACUUAACUUAGCGGUGGCGUUGAGAGUUGAGAGUGAGGGGUUUAGGUUUAAAGUUGAAGAAGGAGCGAGCAUGGGGAAGGAAGGAGAUCUAUGGGACGAUUCAUCUCUCAUCAAUGCCUUCGACCAAGCUAUUUCUACUUUCAACAAAAUGCAUAGCAGCGGCAAACACAAAGGUGCCGCCACGGCUCGAGAGGCGGACACAAUCAUCGGAGAAAAUGGCUCCAAUGUUGACACUACAAGGGAUGCUGAUACGAAUAUUCCAGCUACUGAUGUGCCUGAUUCAGGUGAAACUGGUAAUUUGUCAAAGUUGGAAGAAAAUCAUCAAACAGAGUCACAGGUGGAUCAACCUUGUCUGGAUUCAACAAGUGGCCAAGACAUCCAGAAUGCGCAGAACGGUUAUGCAUAUGCACAAGGUGGAGAUGAUUAUAAUCAGUUAGUUGUGCAAUACUAUGAACUUGAGGAGAAAAGGGCAAAGAUUUUGGAGCACCUUAAUCAAUAUGGUGGUUGGAAUUACCAAAAUGUGGCUGCUGAUUCUAGCUCUGGUGUACCAUAUUCUAAUUUUCAAGAUUAUUCGAUGGCUGCAUACCAAGUUUCUGAUCCAAAUGCCGUCUGUACAUGUUGCCCAUGUUACAGUCAAUGUCUGCCAGCUCCAUGCACGUCAGUUCCUGGUUGUUCUUUGGGUGGAUCAUCUGUUGGCAAGCAGUGUAAUGAUCUUUCUGUGGAAAAGGAUCAUAAAAUGUCAUUUCCUUGUGAAGAUGGUGAAAUCCAUAAAAUGGCAAUGGGAGCUGCAGAGAAGGCACUGUCUACUAUCAGAACAACCAUAUCCGGUGAUUUUAAUGUAAAUGAAGGGAAAGAGAGAAACAAUUCUGAACCUGAAAAAAUUAAUGGCUCAGAAACAGAUCUUGCUGCUGUUUUGAAUGCUUGGUAUUCUGCUGGCUUCUAUACUGGAAAGUAUCUUGCUGAACAAUCCAUUCAAAACGGAAGACAGAAUUGAACUCUUACAUCUUCAAGUGGAGUCAAAAGGGUUCUCAUACAACUAUACAAGCCCUUGUGAUUAUACUCAACAGUUGGGCAACUGAUCUACUCUUCACAUCUUUGGGAAAUCAAAAGAACUUUGGUAUACUCUGAUCUGAUUGGAUAGGCUGGCUCAUCAUAAUUUUUUUAUGCCCCGGUGCUAGUUUUGUUAGCAAGAUUUUACUGGACAUAUUUAGGGAAUGUUUUCGCUCUCUGCUGCAGACAUGAAUAUGUUGCCCCAUUUGGUGUUGAAUGCCAAACUAGAAAAUGCAUAAAUCAUUUUGUUUUGUUGUUUAUGUCUGUAUUUAAUAGUUGGCACUAGCGAGAGAGGAGUGAUGGCAUCACCCGUUGCUCUUUUCCUUGGUUUAACAUUAACAUUACAAGGAGUGUUGAAAUGUUGUUAGUGGUUUAUAUGCGGACGUAUAGAAGCGCAAUCAUGCUUUCGUACUUGCGUCAAUGCCAAAGUUGAAGAUCACCCAAGGUCUAGUUUUGUACGUGCUAUAGACUAAUUUGUUUAAACUUAUUUGUUGAAAUAAAUGUUUAUUUUAAUAAAA
Glycine soja is the source of this 1601-nucleotide messenger RNA. RefSeq lists its product as uncharacterized. The record is from RefSeq and is a predicted model, not a curated record. NCBI's taxonomy places the organism in Eukaryota, Viridiplantae, Streptophyta, Magnoliopsida, Fabales, Fabaceae. Bases 104 to 1027 code for a protein of 307 amino acids. The transcript has 5 exons.